Sebastes umbrosus (honeycomb rockfish) is the source of this 5911-nucleotide messenger RNA. RefSeq names its product microtubule affinity regulating kinase 4 (gene mark4). Gene Ontology annotation, biological process: microtubule cytoskeleton organization; intracellular signal transduction; protein phosphorylation. The record is from RefSeq and is a predicted model, not a curated record. Gene Ontology annotation, cellular component: cytoplasm. The coding region runs from base 857 to 3148 and encodes 763 amino acids. Lineage: Eukaryota; Metazoa; Chordata; Actinopteri; Perciformes; Sebastidae. Gene Ontology annotation, molecular function: protein serine/threonine kinase activity; ATP binding; tau-protein kinase activity. The transcript has 17 exons.
UCCUCUCUCUCUCUCUCUCUCUCUCUCUCCUCACCGCUGCUGACGUCCUCUCCUCCUCUCCUCCCUCUUUCUCUUGUCACUGUGCUGUUUUGUCGGGAGGUCGGAGGAAAGGGGGGGUUCCCGUUUUCUUUCUUUUUCGUCGCAGAAUUACCGGAGAGAACAUAAUAUCUCCGUGUAUCCGCCGCCGCUGCUGCUGCUCAUCUUCAUCCCCAUCUUCAUCUUCAUCCGGGCGACUAAAAGCAGCCGUUGGAACCCAAACCGCCCGACUGAGAGGCGUUAAAGGGCGGAGAGGAAAACCCGGAGACUGAGAGGAGGAGGCUGAGCACAUCCGAUCCGCUGCUUUCUUUCUUCCAAUUCAACCGCAAUUCUUCUCCGGUUGUCUUGUAAUGUGCUCUCAGACGGUUCCCGGUUGUGUUUCCGUGACUAUUCCUCCGUGGGAGCCGUCGUUUUGACGCUUAAACCAGCCUGUUUUUCUCCUCUCAGCUCGGUGGUCUAACGGCUGUUUAUUAAACCUCAUCUGGGUCCCUUUCUAACGGUUAACCGUUGGUGACCACCGGGAUUGUUUAAUAUAACAAACCGCCGAAAUGGUACGAUAGAGUCCAGGAAAGCGAGAAGCUAACUGACUGUCUGUGGUUCUGCUCAGUCUGGUUCUGUGUUGGUACCAACAACACCAGACAGACAUGAGCUGGAUGCAUCUUUACACAUCAGUUUAACUGUCUUGUGCUGCCUUCAGGGACUGUGACAAUGAGGAUUGUAUGUGGUUUUUUUUAAACUCAAUCUGAACACAAACCUUUAUUUAUUAUUAUAAAUAUUAUUAUUAUUAAUAAUAAUAAUAAUAAUCUCCUGGACGACGAAGAUGUCUUUACGCACAGCACUGCCUGGGAAUGAGAGGAACCCAGAUCAUCAUACCUCCCUGUCGGCCAGCCGCUCAGAGAAGGGUACCGGCUGGUCGAGCCGUUCGCUCGGUGCCCGAUGUCGCAAUUCCAUCGCCUUGUGUUCAGAUGAGCAGCCGCACAUCGGGAACUACCGGCUGCUCAAAACCAUCGGCAAGGGCAACUUUGCCAAGGUCAAACUGGCACGACACAUAUUGACCGGCAGAGAGGUUGCAAUAAAGAUCAUCGAUAAAACACAACUCAACCCAACCAGCCUACAGAAGCUGUUUCGAGAGGUACGCAUCAUGAAAACUCUCAACCAUCCCAACAUAGUGCAGUUGUUUGAGGUGAUCGAGACUGAGAAGACUCUUUACCUGAUUAUGGAGUACGCCAGCGGAGGCGAAGUGUUCGACUACCUCGUGGCUCAUGGCAGAAUGAAGGAGAAAGAGGCCAGAGCAAAGUUCAGACAGAUUGUGUCGGCGGUGCACUACUGUCAUCUGAAGAAAAUCGUUCACAGAGACUUGAAGGCGGAGAACUUGCUACUAGACGCCGACUCCAACAUCAAAAUAGCCGACUUUGGCUUCAGCAACGAGUUCACUGCGGGCAGUAAACUGGACACGUUCUGCGGCUCGCCGCCCUACGCCGCCCCAGAGCUCUUCCAGGGGAAGAAGUACGACGGCCCUGAGGUGGACAUCUGGAGCCUGGGUGUCAUCCUGUACACAUUGGUCAGCGGGUCCUUGCCCUUUGACGGACAGAACCUAAAGGAGCUGCGUGAGCGUGUUUUGAGGGGGAAAUAUCGCGUGCCCUUCUACAUGUCGACAGACUGCGAGGGAAUCCUGCGCCGCUUCCUGGUCCUCAACCCAACCAAACGCUGCUCGCUGGAGCAAAUAAUGAAAGAUAAGUGGAUUAAUAUCGGCUAUGAUGGCGAGGAUCUGCAGCCCCACACAGAGCCUGUUGAGGACUUUAACAAUACCAGCCGUAUUGAGGUGAUGGUUGGGAUGGGCUUCACCAGAGAUGAGAUCAGAGAUUCGCUGAAUAGUCAGAAGUACAAUGAGGUCACCGCCACGUACCUGCUGCUGGGACGCAAGAAUGAGACGGAAGGCACCGUGACUCGGUCGGGCAGCAGUCUGAGUCUGGCUCGAGUCCGAACCAGCGCCAUCACCAACGGAACCAGCAAACACACCGCCUCCUCCUCCUCCUCCUCCUCUGCUGCACCUUCUUCCUCCUCCUCUGGCCACAAGGCGCAGCGCAGCGCCUCCACUUACCACCGCCAGAGACGGCACUCCGACUUCUGUGGUCCGGCGGUUCCAGGUACGACGAACCCCAAGCGGAGUCCCAGCGGUGUGGGCGAAGCGGCGGGGCUUAAGGAGGAGCGUCUGUCAAGCCGCAAGCCGAGCACCAGUACCGUCGGCUCCCGUAGCAUCCCGACUCCCUCCAGCCCCAUGGUCAGCUCCGCCCACAACCCCAACAAGGCAGAGAUACCCGACCGGCGCAAGGAAGUCAACACAACCACGAAUAACAUCCCUGCCAGUGCCAUGACUCGAAGAAACACGUAUGUGUGUACAGACCGGUCCAGCUCUGAUAGACAAACACUGCUGCAAAACGGCAAGGAAAACAGCUCCUUAUCCCAUCGCCUGCCUCCCGCCUCCCCGUCAACCCACAGCAUCGCUGGUGCCUCCGGGGCCUCCUCCUCGUCCUCCACGCCCUCCUCCCGCCUCUCCAGGGGAUCCACGGUGAGGAGCACUUUCCACGGAGGGCAGAUUAGAGACCGUCGUCCUCCCUCCCAUGCUCCCCCAGCCUCCCCGACGCCGUCCCACGAUGCCAGCCCGCUGCCCCACGCCCGGACCCGGACCACGACCAACCUGCUGAGCAAGCUCACCUCCAAGUUGACCCGCAGGGUCACAGACGAACCUGAGAGAAUCAGCAGAUCUCCGGUCACAAGUCGCCAUCUAUCUGGGCAUCAGAAAGCGGCCGAGCCCCGGACCCCCCGAUGCGGCUGGGAUGUGAGGGUGCGGAGCCCCCGCGACCCGGCCGAGGUGGUGCUCGCGCUGCGUGAGGCGGCGCAGGGCUGCGGCUGCCAGGUCCACCUGGCCGGGCCUUUCCUCCUGUCCUGCACCCACGGAGCAGCCGGCGCCCGCGUGGCCUUCGAGGCCGAGGUCUGCCAGCUGCCCAGCGGGCUGGGCCAGAGCAGCGGUGUGAGGUUCAAGCGCCUGUGGGGGGCACCGUUAGCCUUUAGGGACAUCGCCACCAAAGUGUCCAAGGAGCUGGAGCUCUGAGGGCGACAGGAGGCGGGGCAGAUUGAUAAACAGACAGGACAGGUCGAGGAUGAGGAGGAACAACGAGGAAGAAACCAUCGCCUCCUCCUCUUCCUCCCUGGGCUCCACCUCAUCUGAUGCGGCUAGCGAUGCCUCGCCUCCACCAAAGACCCUCUUCUCCCGAUGCCGCCAAUCACAGCCAGACAAACGGAUGCACAGACACGGAUAGACCGCCAUCGGCAGAUUUCUGAUGACCCUUGACCUUGGAGCUGUCAGUGACCUACGACCCCUGCUUGAAACACACCACCACCACCACCACCUCCAUACUAUGUGAGCCCAUGGAGUUUAUUUUUUUCUUCACGAUUUCAUGUUUGAUGAUAAGGAUGGUGUUGCUGAGAGUGACGGAGAUUGAUAAUUUGUUGUUGUUGACAUUGUUAUUCCUAUUGUAUCAUAUGUGUUGUCAUCAUUCCUUUUUAAAGAGCUGCUAUUUAAAGAAAUGUUUUAAUUUUUUUGUGUAUUAAGUUUAUUUUCUUUCUUUAAUGCUUUUUAAAAAUGGGCAGAAGUUUGACAUCUGUUGUCAUCCUCGGAAGUCACAUAUUUUCAGAAGUGAGGUCGCAGUCUGACCUCCGACCUCUAGAGGGAGACAUGCAGAAAAGCAGAGACUUGUGACGACUGAAUGAAGCAUCGCGGCCUUUCUGCCCAUCCAUUGAUAACGCCCAUUCACUGCUCAGCUGUUGGUUCUACUGUGUGUUGAUAGCUGGCAGGUGAGCUGCUCACAGAGGAGUAAAGCUGCCUAAUAAUACCGGACCCAGCUGAUAUGUUUUACUUGAUAACCUGAUAAUUUGAGCUUAAACAUAAACUCUACGUUGGCCCCAUGCUACCUUUUAUUAACAAGCAAAAGUGCAAAGUAGAACAUUUUAUUUAAAUUUUUACUGGAGUACGCAGGAAAAAAAGAGACAUUAUUUUCCACUCAGCAGGUUUCGUCUAUUUAGAUUAUAAAAGCAGGCUUUGUCAGCCAAUCAGAAUGCAUUAUUCUGACACCAAUACGUGCAGAUUUGUACUAUUAGUUCAAUUAGAUAAAGUCAGUUUAACAUUUAACUAAACUAAUUUUUUUACCCCAUAACAAAAUGAAGCACCUAUCGUAUGCUUUCACUGAGUGUCCCGACAACUAAUACGAUUAAAUCUGUGCCACAAAUUGUUAAAAAUAUUUUUUAAAAAACUGGACAAAUGACCGUUGUGUUGAUUAUUAAUCAAAUAGCAUGGCUUUUUUUUUGUCUGGUCCCAGUUUUUAUCUAAUGUGAUGGAAAUUGAACUCAAUAUGAUACAAAAAAAUACAAAUUCUCACUCCUUUUCCUGCGAGGCCGCUGCAGACAUUGAUUAAAACACGAUCCAACAUGAAGCUAAAAAGCCGUUACUUUAGAGAAUUUUUUUUUAGAUGACCUUCAAGCUUUUGUAUAAUUUGAUCUCUUAUUCCAAAAACAAGUUUCCCUCACAAGAUUACAGUAGCUCAAACUGGUUUAGAGGAAAUGGAAGAGAUGCAGGUUUUACUGGUAGCACUUAACAAUAUCACAGUCUGUCGGAACGCCAUCGCCAUCGCCAUCGCUAUUCCUCAAAUGUAGUGCAAUACAGCCACAAAGCCAAGAAACUAGACUUGAAUAAGCAUCGACUCAAUAGGGCGCCUUGUUUUGAUUUAUUUUUUUAAUUUUUGAUAUGUUUUUAAAAUUCAUUGAGCACUUUUUUUUUUUUUGCUUUGUAGCCAGGAUUGCAUUGUUCUGUACUGGCAGACCUUUUUAAUUCAUCUGUAUUUUUCUUUUGUAAAUUGUUAUAAAUCCCACUGUCUCACUCAUUUAGAGCCCACUGAAGGGAAUAAUUGACAUUCUGAAUGCCCUUUUUUCCUUUACUUAUAUGCACCUCUUGGUAUUAUUCACUUCUCCUCUGUGAAACCUGCUGGAGUGAUGGCUUCAAGUGUUCAGGUAGAGGUGCCAUUUUGGUUUCAGUGGUGCCACGAAGUCAUAUUAAAGUUACUACAAGGAACAUUUAACUGGCUAUGAAACAGACUCAGUUUAAUACUGAUGCUUCUAUAUGACCUUCAUAAGCAAACGAGACCAUCAGCAACAAGAUUGGCUAUUGUAGUGAUGGUGGAUAUUCUUAAUGCCUGUCACCGGGUCCGAUUCCCCGCAACAUCAGAUGAAACGAUUUACGUCACGCAAGUUCACCAGAAACUCCCUCAGCUCCUCCGGCCGCCUCGGAGAGCUCCUUGUCCGGCAGCAGCUGCUUGUUUGUGACUGCAGGACCUGGAGCUCACCGCCCGCUUCCUGGGAGCGAACAUCAAAACCACGCUGCUGGAAGCCCAGGCUGUAUUGUAGCAGACUGUCAGACCCUGCUGCAGUAAAAUUCAAGUUUUUUUAAAGGGAGUCUGGCAGCUGCACAUCUUUUCGACUUAAGAAAGUGGCGGUUAUGGAAACACUAUUGCUUUUGUCCACAGGGGCCGCCAAAAUCAACAAAAUAUAAGUUCCUUGUAGCAGCUUUAAGGAAACUGAGGGAAAGAACGUAUAUUGCCAAGAAGUGAAAGUCAAUUGUUCGUUCCAUUGCAUCAUCAGCGAAGCGACGCUUCCACCAUUUUGGACUGAAAACGCCUACCAGACGCUAUUAAAACGCCCGCCUAAAAAGUGGCGCACAAGAGUAAAACAAAUUUAUUUCUAUUCUAUUGUCAUAUUCUACCUAAAUGGCCUGUGUUGAAUAAUAAAAUAUUAUAAAUAUAAUAAGCGUUCAGUCCAAAACGGC